ACGACGACGACGACGACAACGUCGACGUCGACGAAGAGACAAAGAAGAAAGGAGCUGUCGUCGCAAGGUGCAAAAGGCUAUCCACAGGCGAAGAGGCGCCACGCCCGCCCCUCCAUGCUCUGCGAAAACCACUCGGCUCGUCGAUGGUUGGCGAAGAAGGUAGGGGAGAGAGAGGGAGUUAGUCGUUUAGCGCAGCCGCCAGCCGCGUUUUAUGCAACCAGUCGUGCUUCGGAGCGAACGAAUCUACUACCCCGGUCUCCUUUGACAGACGGGGAAGCGCGUGCGGUUCUCGUAGCAACUCCUACACCGUAUCUCGAGAUCGGAGAAUUGACUACGUUCCAUCCGAUUCGAGUACGUACGAAUCGCGCUUCCGGUGAUAACAAUCGGAAGAGAAACGUAACUCUCGUGAGAUAUCUUUAUCGAAUUUCGAGAAACUUUGUUCUGUGAGCUGUGCCAGUCGUGUAGAGCGACAGCGUUAUUGGUAUCCGCGCGUUGUAAACGCGUUACGAAUACGAUACGUAUAUAUCGAGAGUGAAGAAGGUGUGCUAGGAACGUAGGCGAAACGUACGAACGAGAAAGAAGGAACGAGCAGAUCGUCGAGCUAGUAUUAAAGGCAACGAGAUCUAGAGGAAGGCAAGGUCGUAGAAAGGCGGUGUCGGUGUUGUGUUUCCAACAAACCACGGUAGCUCCUCGUGAGAGAGAUAUAUAUUAUUUGGAGAGCUAAAGAGACGAACGUAUUUGGAAAAAGAGACACACGAAUCUUCUUCUUCUUCCCUUCUUCUCUAUCGACGGAGAGACAGCAGGCUAAUAGUCGCGUCGAAGGUGCCCGUGAACGAUCUCGUGCGACGAGCCCGUGAACCAGCUCGUACGACGAGAAUCCCGAUGUGUCAACGCGGCUGCAUUAUAGCCACUACUACUCUGUGCCUCCUCGCACUAUCUAAUCCCGCCGCGUAUACGUGCGUCGUCCUCGUCCGCGUCGUGUGACGUGUGCGUGAGGAAGAGGAAGAGAAAGAGGAAAGAGAGAGAGAGAGAGAGUGAGAAAGAGAAAGGAGCGGGCUUGCCGGCACGGAAUACGCGAUAGAGCGAGAGAGGCGUCUCCAUAGGCGGACGUGAAGACGCGAUACGAGACUGCGUUCACGCCGUACUCUCUUUCUCGCUCCCUCUCUCUGUGUUGUUUUCUCUCUCUCUCUUUCUCUCUGUCCAGCUACUCUUUUUUGUGUUUAAAAAAAAAGAAAGGAAAAAAAAAAAGAGAGGAAAAGGAACAAGGAGAAAGACAGAAAGAAAAAAAGGAAGGAAGGAAAAGAAAAAGAAAAAAAAAAAAUAAGCAACACGGGAAGAGAAGAGAAGCGAGCAUCGAGGAAAGUUAAAGAGAAGACAGCAGCAUCAUCGACGACGAUAACGAAUACAAGAACGAGGAAAACGACGACGACACAACAACAACAACAACAACAACAAUAAACAACAACAAUAACAACGACGACGACGACGACGCCAACGCCAACGACGACGACGACCACGUCGUCGGCCAAGAGCGGCGCGUAUACGCGCGCUCUACGAAUAAUCCAGCUUUCGUACGACUUAUCGUAGCUGAUUCUACUGCUUUCCCUUAAAGAGAACGUCAAAGCUAUACUCAAAGCCGGUCGACUCCUUCGACCUCCUCGUCGCCACUAUGGCGGACGACGAGGUUCUGUUCGACGAAGUUUACGAGCUCUGCGAGAUUAUCGGCAAGGGACCAUUCAGCGUCGUUCGGAAAUGCAUUCACCGACAGACCGGGCAGACUUUCGCUGUAAAAAUCGUCGACGUGGCCAAGUUCACCUCCAGUCCGGGCCUGAGUACAGCUGAUUUAAAACGUGAGGCCACAAUAUGUCACAUGUUGAAGCAUCCACACAUCGUCGAGCUACUCGAAACUUACAGUUCCGAGGGUAUGCUCUACAUGGUGUUCGAAUAUAUGGACGGCUCGGAUCUAUGUUUCGAAGUAGUUCGACGAGCGACCGCUGGUUUCGUCUACAGCGAAGCAGUUGCUAGCCACUACAUGAGACAAAUCCUGGAGGCAUUGCGCUACUGCCACGAGAACGACAUAAUCCAUCGUGAUUUGAAACCGCAGUGCGCCUUACUCGCAGGAAAGGAAAAUUCUGCGCCGGUGAAGCUGCGCGGUUUUGGUGUCGCUGUGCAACUUCCUGCGUCCUCGCAGGCAAACGGUGUCGGGCUGACCUCCCCGAGCUGCAAUUUCCCUUUCGAGGACCUGACCGACGCCGAGGAUUCGCUAGUCAGCGACACGGAGGACAACAUUGGUCGCGUUGGAUGUCCACACUUCAUGGCACCGGAAGUGAUUCAACGUCGACAGUAUGGGAAGCCAGGUGACGUUUGGUCGGCUGGUGUUCUCCUUCACGUUCUUCUUACCGGCACGCUUCCAUUUGUGGGUUCUCGCGAAAGGCUACGAGAGGCAAUUUGUAGAGGACGAGUUCAGAUGGAAACACCGUUGUGGGACUCCAUUAGCGAGCCAGCGAAGGACCUCAUACAGAGAAUGUUAACGACGGACGUAAAUCAUAGGAUCACUAUUCAAGAAGUCCUCAAUCAUAAAUGGCUCAGAGAUCGCGAUAAGGGAGCAGCACGAAUACAUUUAGGUGACACUAUAGAAGAACUUAAAAAAUUUAACGCGAGACGAAAAUUGAAAGAUGCUGUGAAAGCUGCUGUCUCUUCGACAAAGUGGCACGCCCCUUAUUCGGAAACUAAUGGCGACAGCCUUUCCGAUGUUGGCGAUGACGAAGUCACGACUACCGGAGCUGUCGCUGAAAUUUUGGACUCGCUCGACGAUAUUGAAGUUUUGCAAGAAAGCGGUAGACUGACGCGUGGUGAAAUUCUUAACGCAGUUGAGGACUAUCGCCUUCGAGCUAUUUUAGAGCUUUACGACAGGAUCUCAAGUCGCGUACCCACACCAUGCCGAGCGCCACAAACAGACGCUGUGCAACGUGCGCGGGAAGUCGAGGAGAUCCUUCGGGAAGCGGAACACUCGACGGUACGAAACAUCGAUAGGGCCGACCUUCGAGAACUUCAAGAACUUUUGAUGCAGCCGCACAUGAGGGCAUUGCUGCAAGCUCACGACGUGGCAGGCCACGAGGUUUACGGCGAGGAAGCUACGAGAGUGACACCGCCCCCGUUGUUACCGUAUCUGAAUGGCGGCGAUGACCUCGAGGGUCAGAACGGCGAUCUUGACCUCGAGAACGUUACCCGCGUCAGAUUGGUGCAAUUCCAGAAGAAUACAGACGAGCCAAUGGGGAUUACCUUGAAAAUGAACGAAGAUGGAAAAUGUGUAGUAGCAAGAAUUAUGCACGGUGGGAUGAUCCAUAGACAAGCCACUCUUCAUGUCGGUGAUGAAAUUAGAGAAAUCAAUGGAAUACCCGUCGCUAAUCAGUCCGUUAAUGCCUUGCAAAAAAUUCUCCGUGAAGCACGAGGAUCGGUGACGUUCAAGAUCGUGCCAUCGUACAGGAGCGCGCCACCCCCCUGCGAGUUUUCCCCCUGUGGAAGAAUCGAAGUAAACACGCAUACAUCGCUUCGUUUGUACCUGACGAACGAUCGUCGUGACGAUCGAAGUACUGCGUGGACUUCGAACAAGCUGAUAUUCGUGCGCGCACAAUUUGACUACGAUCCUUUAGAAGAUGAGCUAAUACCGUGCGCACAGGCCGGCAUCGCCUUUAAAACAGGCGACAUCCUACAGAUUAUUAGCAAGGACGAUCAUCAUUGGUGGCAAGCACGUAAGGACAACGCGGCUGGUUCCGCGGGUCUAAUCCCUUCGCCCGAACUUCAGGAAUGGCGUAUUGCUUGUAUGGCGAUGGAAAAGAACAAGCAGGAACAAGAUGCUGAAGGAGAAGGAGGAUGUUCUUCUCACACCGAAGGCUGCGACGGUUCGACAGUGAAUUGCUCGAUAUUCGGACGGAAGAAGAAGCAAUACAAGGACAAGUAUCUUGCGAAACAUAAUGCAGUCUUCGAUCAGCUGGACCUGGUCACCUAUGAGGAAGUCGUCAAGCUUCCCUAUCCUGCCUUCCAACGCAAGACUCUAGUUCUAUUGGGAGCACACGGUGUUGGUCGUCGACACAUCAAGAAUACGAUUAUUGCGAAGCAUCCCGACAAAUAUGCCUAUCCUAUUCCGCAUACAACGAGGCCUCCACGAACCGACGAAGAAAACGGACGUAAUUACUACUUCGUGUCGCACGACGAGAUGAUGGCUGACAUCGCUGCUAACGAAUACCUCGAAUAUGGAACACACGAGGAUGCCAUGUACGGAACGAAACUGGAAACUAUUCGAAAGAUUCACGAAGAAGGGAGAAUGGCGAUAUUGGAUGUAGAACCGCAAGCAUUGAAAGUCUUACGUACAGCCGAGUUUGCUCCGUACGUUGUCUUCAUUGCAGCUCCAGUACUUCAAAACAUCACCGACUACGACGGUAGUCUGGAACGGUUGGCGAAAGAAUCCGACAUGUUGAAGCAAGCUUACGGACAUUUCUUCGACCUGACCAUCGUGAACAACGACAUCGAGGAGACGAUCGCCCAAUUGGAGGCAGCGAUCGAACGAGUUCACACGACGCCACAAUGGGUUCCGGUUUCUUGGGUCUACUGACAGAGGACCUCUCCAUCUCGACAGAUAGUCAAUGCAGAUUGCAACGGCUCCUCGAGAAUGAAGCAAUGAUAAAAAGAAUAACGUGAUAACGUGAUCGAGAUCGCGAUCGAACGUUCUCGAGCGAGUUGUUGAAAGUCGAAGGGAGCAACGGUGAAAGCGACGGCGAUUUAAUCGUCGACUAGUCGAACGAUAUCCACGAAUUUACAACUAUCACCGUGUCCUUGUGAAGUGUUCAAAUAUUGAGCAUCGCUCGACAUUCGACGGUACUCUUUUAUCGGAGGUUAGAGGUAGGAUAUAUA
This is a messenger RNA of Vespula pensylvanica (western yellowjacket), 4911 nucleotides long. It is a transcript of the gene CASK, whose product is annotated as peripheral plasma membrane protein CASK. The transcript has 22 exons. Gene Ontology annotation, molecular function: signaling receptor binding; protein kinase activity; ATP binding. Gene Ontology annotation, biological process: protein phosphorylation; regulation of neurotransmitter secretion. The coding region runs from base 1670 to 4612 and encodes 980 amino acids. Lineage: Eukaryota; Metazoa; Arthropoda; Insecta; Hymenoptera; Vespidae. The record is from RefSeq and is a predicted model, not a curated record. Gene Ontology annotation, cellular component: cell-cell junction; plasma membrane.